CUGAUUAAAUAUUUUUACUUUGACCUGUCACCUGAGUGCUCCAGCCUUCCAUACCUCUAGAGCAGACUGGCAACUCUGGGGGUGAAUCCAGUAAGCACCUGAUUGAAAACACUCCCACCAUACCUGUUGGUGACAAAGGCAGGGCCUUCACGUUUUUCACUAAUGACUUCAUUCAUUUUCCUCCACUUAUCCAGAGUCAGGUCGCGGGGCAGCAUCCUAAGUCGAGAAGCCCAGACUUCCCUCUCCUCAGCCACUUGGGCCAGCUCUUCUGGGGGAAUCCCAAGGUGUUCCCUGGCCAGGCAAGAGACAUAGUCCCUCCGAUGUGUCCUGGGUCUCCCUUUAGGUCUUUACUUAAUGUUGAUCAGAAUCAGAAUCAACUUAAUUGUCAAUGCUGCAGCGUCCUGAAGCAUAGAAAUUUGUUUGUAUAGACGAAGCCUCUCUGUCUACUUCAGUGAUUCAAAAGUAAAUCCAUAACAUUUUGUUUAGUAAUGACAUGUUGUGUAUUUGACAACAGGAAUAAAAUGCCUUGGCACACAAUCAAAUAACUGAAUUGGAAAUAAAAAGAAUAUUUGUGGAAUGUUUUGUCAGGUAAAUGAUCCCAUUCAUUUACAUAAAAAAACAUACCACAGCCCGUUACAAUGGAGUGCUUUUUUAGUUUGGGUUGAACUUGUGCUGUCUAUUCAUCUGUCUAGCUGUAAAAUAUCUGUUAACGGCUAAUUACAUCAACAAGAAACUGGAAUUUGAUCACAUAAAACUCUAUUCUUAGGUUUUCAGCGUUAAAUACCUAUUAUUCACUUCUAUUAAAACCUGCAGUGUGGUUUUUAGUUUUUCUGUCUCAUUGGACACCACCUCUAUAUUCAUAGACCUUUGCUUAUUAUGGGAACGUGACAUUUUGUUGUAAGAAACCUAAGAGGAGUUUUGUUUUAAGCACAUCUUAUUCUUUCUUCCACAUACUUACAGUAAGUAAAAUAUUGUUGCAAGGAAAAAUAAACAAAGUAGUCCUGUUUAUUCCGUAUUCACUGUCUACAGUAGCUCACAACUUACCACGCUCGCCGCCCGCUAUGCUUUCAUGUGUGCUCCUCUUAAUUUGCUAAAGUGCAGAGAGAAUUGUAAACAACAGUGUUGGAGCUGCUCAGCUGGGCUAACACUGUGGUGACAUUACGUUAAAUUUCUGCUCUGUAAAGUAAAAUAUCAGUGAAGAUCUCUCUAAGUAAGUUGUGUGUCUCUGCAUCGGUCAAUAUGGAGAAGCAUAGCUUCUAUAGAUCAACCAUUUAAAAUGUUAGUAAAUGUGUUGAAAAUGUAUCAUACAUGUGUUAUUUUUCUUUUUUAUGCUUUUAUCAUCAAGUGUCAGAAAUGAGCUAAAAUCAGACAUCCCUAAAACAGACAGUGUUAACAGAGACGUGUGUGUGUGCAUGUCAACAAGUGAAUGUAAAUGAUUUGCUCUACAGUUACGGAGAUGAAAGUGAGGGAGGGCAGACAAAGACUGGUGUGAGUGUAAAAACCAGACUCGCUCUUUCAGUUCGUCAGUGUUCAGCUCGUCAGACUCCUCUAGUUCUGCUCCACCUCACUUCUGUUAUUUUCAUAGUCUGGAAUCAGGCCCGACUGGGAGGGAGGGACGAUGGGGACGUCUUUUCAUGGAGACCCAGUGUGUGACGAUCAAGCCGAGGGGAAGAAGAAAGGUCGGCCAAAAACAGACACGCAGGAACUGAGAAGCAUCCCUGCUCAUUUGAUAGUUCAGUGGAAGGAAGAGUUUAAGCGCCGCUCCAGGGUUAAAUGUCCGUGUUCAGGCUGUCGGUUAGAGUUCCCCACCAUCUAUGGCAUCAAGUACCACUAUCAACGCUGCCAGGGGCCCACUGUAGCUGAGGUGCUGAGUCAUGGCUGUCCUUACUGCGAGGCAGUGUUUGCCUCUAAAGUCCGGCUGGAAAAGCACAAGCUGUGGAACCACCCAGAUAAAGUUAGUAAGGAACCCAAGGAGGAGCCGCCCAAGCUUCACACGAUUCCUGUCAAGUUCAACACAAAGAAAAGGCCCAUGGAGAGCAGCCCCCCCUCUCCAGUGUUCUUCAAAGUGAAAAAGACUCACGAGGCAUCCACGCCGUCUCAGAAUGGAGAAGUGGCUCAUCAGAGGAGCGAGAGGAGACAGCACAGCCAAAGCCAGCCGUCACAACAGAUUCAUCAGCCGGUUCAGUCUCAGUCACAGUCCCAAAGCACAUCGUCCGACGCAGGAGGAAGUGAAAGUGAGGGAGGCAGUCUCCCCUCUUCCUUUCCUGAUGAAGACCCAGAGAGAAUGAAGCACCGGCGGAAGCAGAAAACUCCUAAAAAAUUCACAGGAGAACAGCCGUCCAUAUCUGGAACAUUUGGAUUGAAAGGCAUGAAUAAGGUGGAGGAGAAGCUGAAGGCAGGUCGUGUGAAGAGACCAGAGGGAUGUGGUUUCAGUGAGGAGUCUCAGAGGAGGCCUUCAUCAAGUCAGUCAUCUAAGAAAGAUCCAGCCACAACAAACUCUGGUGGCAUUUCUGACACUCAGUGGCAGCGAACAAUCUCAGAGCGAGGUGAAGUUGUGUGUCCAACGUGCUCCAUCGUCACAAGAAAAACUAUCCAAGGCCUCAAGAAACACAUGGAAAUCUGCCAAAAGCUCCUGGAUGCCCUGAAGUGCCAUCAAUGCCAGAAACAGUUCAGGUCCAAGGCCGGCCUCAACUACCACACCAUGGCUGAACACAGCACCAAGCCCUCAGGGAGCGAAGGCCAGAAGGACAGCAAGCAUGAAGAGAGGGAGCGGCUGCGCCGCGUGCUUAAACAGAUGGGGCGAAUCAAGUGUCCUAGUGAGGGCUGUUCAGCCCACUUUUCCAGUCUGAUGGGCUUCCAGUAUCACCAGCAGCGUUGUGGAAGAGAUAUUUCUGACCAUGAGAAGCCUGUGUUUCUGUGCCAGCACUGUGGAAAGAACUACCGCUCCAAGGCAGGCAAAGACUACCACGUACGUACCGAGCACCACCCGACCGUCAUCGCCACUCCAACCACCAAUAGCUACAAGGACAAUGCCACCGAUACCAACAACAAUACAGGCAAGAAGGAGGAGUCUGUGCCAGGAGGCAAGAAGAAGGAGCCAAAUUCCCCCGAGAGGAAGGACUGGCAGGAGAAAGCGCCAUCCAGUCAGCCCAAAGAGAAGCAGCUGGGAAAGGAGAGAGAGCAGCAGAAGGACAAAACAGCACAAAUAAAGAGCCAUGGGGAGGAUUUUGAAAGGACCCCCAGUGGCAGAGUUAGGCGGCAGUCAGCUCAGGUGGCAGUGUUCCACCUGCAGGAGAUAGCAGAGGACGAGCUGGCCAAAGACUGGGGAACCAAGCGGCGCAUCAAGGACGACCUGGUGCCUGACAGCAAGAGGUUAAACUACACUCGGCCCGGCCUUCCCAACUUCAGCCCAGAGCUGCUAGAGUCCUGGAAGAACCAGGUCAAGGAGAAGGGCUUCAUCUGCUGCAUCAACACAAACUGUGAAGCUGUAUACUCCAGUGUGUCCGGAUUAAAAGCCCACCUCGCCAACUGCAGCCAGGGUGGAGGUGAAAUGGGGAAGUACACCUGUCUAAUCUGUCAGAAGGAGUUUAGCUCUGAGAGUGGCGUUAAGUAUCACAUAAGUAAAACACACUCACAGAACUGGUUUCGUGCGUCAACAAGCCAGGUGGUUUCCGGUAACAAGAGUAAAGUCCUGGAGAACAAUGGGGUCAAAGCAGAGGUGAGGAACGGCACCACCACCAGUAAGAAGAGGGGCCGCAAACCUAAAGAGCGCCCCCUCAUGGACAACCCAGUCCAAACACAAACAGAAGCCUUCACCACCACACAGAACUCAGCCCCUGCCGCGACCCCUCCCUCCGGCUCAGCACAGUCCCCCGCCUCCACCCCCGAUCCAACGGACAGUGAAGGUUCCGUCCAGAACACGCCACCUGUCCUCGCCUCCACCAGACGAAGCAAACCCAAGAGAUUCUUUUUGUCAGAGUAGCGCUGCUUUUGUUGUUCCAGGAGCCAGAGAGGAUGCUUACCUUAAGGGCCUGGCUCUAAGAAGAAAGUCAAAAUUAACCAGUUUAAAAAAAUGCAUUCUUUACAUCUUGAUUUUAUACCCCAGAGUAUGUUGGUGCACCAGUAGAAGCUGUAAUCACAACAGUAGUGUUUAAUUUCACCAUUCCACUCCCGUCUCCCUUUUAAGGCACACAUUUCAGUUUCUGUACUCGCAGCAGGAGGAUCUAUAGUAUUCAGAGAUCAAACCCCACUCUAACACACAGAGCAGUAGUAUCCCCAAUAUAAGGACUAGUUUUCUCUGUGAGAUUCAAAGUUGUGUCUGAGAGGAUUUAAAAAAUGAUGUUUUUAGCAUGGUGAAGUCAUUUUAUAUUCGCUAGUGUUUUCUCUUUUGUUCACAGAAAUAUUGUACCGUGUACAUAAACAGUAUCUAUAUCUAUAUAUCUAUAUACUCAAAGCAAUGAUGCCAUCUAUUAUGUUUAAGCCAGACGUGUCCAGUUGGCUCAUGAGCGAUAGGAGUUGUUGCUAUCCGUGAUGGAGUGUGGUGUUUGUUUGGGUUUUUUACCUUUAAGUUGUCCUUUUUUCUACCUUUAGGGAUUUUUUGUAAGCAAAUGUCACAUAAGCUAGUUGUUGGUCAGUUUUUAAUCGUAAGCCACAUUUUCUUCCACACCAGUUUCUUAAUUACAUUUGCUUUAUGUAUGAUUGAAAUCAGCCAAAAAAACACAAUCAUGGAAAAAGACGUUCCACGCUCUUUUAGGUUUAUUAUUUUCCACUAUUGGAAAUGGUUCAGAUCUAAACUCAAGUGUACAAAAACACAACAGAUUCCAGCAUCACUCAAACAAAACCUGCUAUUUCUCAGCGCAUCGACCUCUGACCUUGGGUGAAUUUUCCAGGUUUUCCACUUCUGGGGAAAUUGGCAGCUGAUGAUAAUCCCUGAUGAGCAGCAACAGUUAUGUCUCUGAGGCCAUUGCUGACGACUUUACUCUUGGGCCUAGUGUCAACACACACCUGUAUAUUCCAGUAAAGCUGCUUUUAUAGGUGUAAUCACACAUUACCAGUUACUUCAACGUGUUUAAUCAGCAGCACCUGGCUGCCCUUUUCCCUCUUAAUUCUUAUAGAAGAGACAUUUUACACGCUUCCAUUUUGGCUUUGUUUUGUUUUUUAAUAAUGAACAAAUUUUUGAUAAUUUUUUUUAAUAAAUACAUUUAAAUAAUGUAUUAUAAAUAAUAAUAAUUUAAAAUGUUCCCUAUUUUAUAUAUGUCAUAUAAUUUUAAUAUUUUUGUUCUUGUGAAGAGCCCGGUGAUUUUUAUCUUGAGAGGCGCUAUAUGAAAAUUGGUUUCUUAUUCUUCUACAUGGCGGAUUCUGUUGUGUGUUUUUGUUUACUUAAGGUUGGAUUUUAGUCAUCUUUAAAACCUGUUUAAGGUCAAAUUUUCUUUAUUAAGUCCUGAUGAGUUAAAGAUUUGAAACGGGGCAGGCCUUCUUUUCCCAUGACUGGUUGUGAAGCAGAAUUUUCACAGACGGGAGCAUUUAAAACAUACGAUCUGUUGGUUACAAUGAUAUUUAAUGCGAGACUGAUCAUUUUAAAAUACAUCUAUCAAAGCUGAACUUUUAAAAGAAGAAGGAAAUUUUGUUUGAAGGUUGUUGCAUCUCUGCAGCACAAAUAAAUAAUAUCUUAAUAUUUUAAAGAAGGCACUUUGGCCACUGCUUUACCUUGAAUCUAAGCCGAGGAAAGGAUAAAAAAUAAAAACAUAUAUCUUUUUAUAGAAAGAUUGAGGAUUUUAUUGAACAAGAAAAAAAAUCCAAUUUACAUUCUCAGAAUAUAAUGUAUAUGAAUAAUUAUUCGAAGCCUAAAGUUAUUGCCUUGCACUUUAACCCUUUAUCCUUCUUGCUCCCCCUCUUGUCUUUUUGCACUCUAGGACGAUUGAAUCUGUCCUAGUGGCUGUUGGCUACAGGAGUGGUAAACUCUUGGGGAAGAGUUGGAGGAAAAACGGCACGGUUAACUCUUUUUGUAAAGAUUCUUACACGACGGUUAGAUUAUAAUUUAACCCAGAAAGCCAUAACUGGUAUUCAAGAAGCUUAAUUUGCUUUAUAUAGAUUAGCUUCAGAUUUGUUACAAAAAAAGUAGAAUUCCUUAAAACGAGAGAAUAUUUUCACUUAAACAUGUUUAAAGUAGAUACUUGAGUUCACAGUUAUAUGAAAAUAACUCAGCAAAUGAAACUCCACUAGUUGAUUUAAAUGUGCAGUUUAUGUCUAUGAAAUAAUAACUUGCUUGCUUUAAAAAAAAAGACAGAUUGUUAAUCUAUUUUAUAUUCUACUGUGUGUAUUACCCAGAUAGCAAUCUGAUAGUUUUGAAUAAAACCGUGAUCUGGGUAUAUUUUGGUGAGACAAUAAGGGUGCUUUUACUUGCCACUUUACCUUAAUGACCUGAAACAACUCGCCUGUACGUCCACUAACCCAUCCAUUCUGACUGGCAAGUUUCAGUUUUGCAUCAAAAUAUCAACGUUUCAAAAUCGAGCACGGAUGUCAACAGAACCUCUUGGAGGGAGAUGGAGUUAUAAACGGUUUCAUUCCAACACUGUGACUUUUUACAGUGUAAGGUGAAGCGUGUGUCUGGAUUCCUCCAUUACCAAUCAGACUAUGGAGGUUAUACAGGUGAUGGUGUUACUGUUGGAGGAAUGGACCAUCAUCUGCUACCAAGGUGUAGUUACGAGCGGACUGGUCUGUGGACAUUUUCAACACGAGUUGUCCACACUUUGUGUGUUUGCGUGUGUGUGUGUGUGUGUGUGUGUGUGUGUGUGUGUGUGUGUGUGUGUAAUAAACAGUUAGCACCUUUGUAAUGACUGGACGUCAGACAUGGUAACACUCUAGCUGAGUGUUACGCUGUGGCACAGAGUCAGUUUGUAAGCUGCUUGUUUCUUGUUUCAUGAACGACUUUGCGUUGACCGUGCUUUACCCGACAAGCUUUGGUGUUGCAAUAUGAUAGUUUAGCACUGCUUUUGACAGUGAGUAUUUUAUAUUUCAUCACGCCCUUUACUAUCUGUCUUCCUAAGACGUGGAACACACAUGUAUCCCUGCAGUGUGAGCAGACUGCAACAUGUUUAGAGAGUACAGCAAUACAUCAUAUUUAGCUGAUUUUGUUGGCUUGCUAACCUUUUGAUAUUCACGCGUCCCCUCGAAACUCUACAGCUUUUCUCUCUUCCUGACCUUUGUUUGCUUUGAAAAUGCUUUUUACUUAAUAUAAAUCUAAACAGAAAGAGUUUAAAAAACGAGAACCUAGUAGGCCUACGUGUUGGCACACACUGUUAUUUAAUCCAUUUUGAUGAUGCACAUAAAAAGAUGCAGCUUUUUCAGUACAUGAUGGCAAACACAUUAAAGGGUACUUUAUCAUUAUGUAUUGAAUAUGAGGCAACAAGGCAUAUGUAUGUGUUUGUUUCUGUAUUAGUGCACUUACUAUAACAUAAGAUAGGCUUGAAAUAGGAGUGUUGUUGGAGCUUUCUAGUUUCCUGGACUGUGUGUGUGGUGUGAGUUUUGUACCUGAGGAAACAGGAGGCUCAAGUGUCUUCCCUUUUGUUAGCAAUGUUAUUUCUGAAACCGAGGUUGAUCCUUAGGAAUCCCCUCACAGCUCCUGAAGUUCGCCCUUUUAUUUGGACAGCAGUGGCUUGUUUUAUAUGCUACCUACUUGAAAAGCAGAAACGGGGGUCUGUUGCGGGGCUUCUGUGAUGAGACACUUGAGAGUUUUAUGGGAUAAUAUUUCAGCUCAUAAUUGUUUGAUACAUAGGCAACAAAUAAAAGACUAAUUAUGUAUUAAAGAUUUCCAUAUCAGAAGUUAAGCUGUAUAGUACCUAACACUGGAGGAAGUAACGCCUCCUUUGUGUCUGAACUGUUACAAUUUUUCUCCCGAUCUUGUUGUAUUACCUGUGCAUUAGUACCCCUCAACUGAUUAAUAAAAGUUUGUUGACUAAA
This is a messenger RNA of Nothobranchius furzeri (turquoise killifish), 7959 nucleotides long. It is a transcript of the gene znf512b, whose product is annotated as zinc finger protein 512B. Lineage: Eukaryota; Metazoa; Chordata; Actinopteri; Cyprinodontiformes; Nothobranchiidae. Gene Ontology annotation, molecular function: zinc ion binding. The record is from RefSeq and is a predicted model, not a curated record.